Molecule: messenger RNA, 573 nt
Organism: Coccomyxa subellipsoidea C-169
Lineage: Eukaryota; Viridiplantae; Chlorophyta; Trebouxiophyceae; Coccomyxaceae
Product: glycoside hydrolase
Exons: 3
Coding region: 1-573 (190 amino acids)
Biological process (GO): carbohydrate metabolic process
Molecular function (GO): beta-glucosidase activity
Source: RefSeq, a predicted model, not a curated record
AUGCAGUUCGAAGGUGCAUUCAGAGAGGACGGCAAAGGCGAGAGUAUCUGGGAUUUUUUCAGCAACAACCCAGGCGCAACCCCUGCCAAGAAAUCAGUUCACAAGAACGCGACUGGCAACAUUUCUACUGAUUUUUAUCACCGGCACAAAGAGGAUUUGAUCUUGGCUAAGGAGCUUGGGGCUACAGAGAUGAGAAUGUCAAUCUCAUGGACGCGCAUUUUUGCAAACGGCGAUGGUGCCGUCAUUCAAGCGGGUCUAAACCACUAUAUGGAAGUCAUUGACUUCUCGCUUGCCAUUGGACUUGAGCCGGUCUUGACUUGCUAUCACUGGGACCUGCCUCAGGCUCUCCAAGAUCGCUUUGGCGGAUGGAUCAGCGAGGCAAUUGUGCCCAUCUUUGCAAACUAUUCGGCAACAUUGUUCAAGGCGUUUGGUGACAAAGUCACAUACUGGACCACCAUCAAUGAACCGAAGACUUUCUGCUGGGAGGGGUACGGGACCGGAUACCACGCUCCCGGUAUCAACGACAUGGUAGGUUCAUAUACAUCCCACCUUCAUCAAACCCUGGGAGUUUAA